UAGGGCUUUCGAAGUUUCCCCCCAAAGUGUUGUAACUUGUAUCUGAUAAGUAUACAUUUUAUAAAGUAGCCUAGACUACGAGUGACAAACGGUGUUCGUAGGAUAAGUUGUCAGUAGCAGGGUUGGUAGUUUCUUAGAUGUUCGCUUUAAUGUGUCACAGAUGGAUUUACCUGUUCGCUGUCCUCGUCGGGCUUGCGCCAGGUUUGUUGCACGUCACAGCAAUGGAAGUUAUAGUGACGAAGGAACUUGAGGCUGUGAACGGCACAGACGUCCAACUUAAGUGCACUUUUAAAUCCACUAAACCCAUCUCAGAAAUGCUCUCUGUGUCCUGGAGCUUCCGGCCGCUCGGGAAGAACGUGGAGGAAUCGCUUUUCUUUUACCAGGAGACAGGUUAUCCUCCCACUGAAGGGCGGUUUAAGGAACAUGUCAUCUGGUCAGGGGAUGUUUCGAGCCAGGAUGCGUCCAUCACCCUGCAGAAUGUCCAGUUCAACUAUAACGGAACCUACCUCUGCCAGGUCAAGAACCCUCCAGACGUCCACGGACCUGUGGGAGAGAUCCACCUGAAGGUUGUUGAGUCAGUCACUUAUUCUGAGAUCCAUCUUCUGCUCAUAAUUGUUGCCAGUGCCAUUGGUGCAGUGCUCCUGAUAGUCUUAGUGGUGGUUGGAGUUCGGGCUUGGCGGAAACAAAACAGGGAGACGGAUAUUGAGUUUGAGGAACGCCAGUGGAAGGACCCGACAGUGUGUAAACCAGAGGAAGCUAUUCAUCUGCAAGCACCAAAGAAAGUUCUAGAGGUGGACAGCUCAGAUGAGGAAAUCUCUGAAGCUAGCAGCAAUGAGGAAGAAGAUAAUGAUGAGGAAGAUGAUGAUGAUGAUGAUGACGAUGAUGACGAUGGUGGAGAUGAUGAUGACUAAACCCAGGUACUGAGUACCAGACAGAAACUAGGAGGUGACAGAGUACAGCUUAACACUGUCCACUCAUUAACCUGCCAAGAUAGUCUUCAACUAUCUAGAUAAACCACAAUCUAUCAUUCGCUAAAGCUAAACUUAGUUUUUAACCAGCCUCCUGUAGCUAGGCGGGUUGGCCUGUUUGACCGUGUUGAACGGGGUUCAUUUGUGAUUAAAGUGAAUCUGUAGCUCAGGUGUCACUGUCUUAACUGUUUUUGGAUGAAUCUGCUGAGUCAUCUGGGUGGUCAUGUGAUUGUGUGCAAUAGUGUAAGUAGCAUGCAUGAGUGGGUUUUGGUAUUGAUUCCUUUUAAAAAGGAUCUUGUGAUGGGAUAUGACCUGUCAGACCAGCUGGGCUAAACACAAUAACCCCCCCCCCCCCC
This is a messenger RNA of Chanos chanos (milkfish), 1324 nucleotides long. RefSeq names its product myelin protein zero-like 2b (gene mpzl2b). The transcript is spliced from 5 exons. Gene Ontology annotation, biological process: cell-cell adhesion. The record is from RefSeq and is a predicted model, not a curated record. Lineage: Eukaryota; Metazoa; Chordata; Actinopteri; Gonorynchiformes; Chanidae. Gene Ontology annotation, cellular component: plasma membrane. Bases 138 to 911 code for a protein of 257 amino acids.